This is a messenger RNA of Rhinocladiella mackenziei CBS 650.93, 204 nucleotides long. RefSeq lists its product as uncharacterized. NCBI's taxonomy places the organism in Eukaryota, Fungi, Ascomycota, Eurotiomycetes, Chaetothyriales, Herpotrichiellaceae. Bases 1 to 204 code for a protein of 67 amino acids. The record is from RefSeq and is a predicted model, not a curated record. The transcript has a single exon.
AUGGUUGCUCUCAUUCUCGCUGUCGGUGCCGCCAUUUAUUUCACCGCUGAGAAGGUUCGCACCCAUAAAGAAAAGAAGCGCGCCUCGAAAGCUCAAGAAGCUCUACAACACGGCUUAGUGGAACCUGUUUCGAUCAUUGAUGACACCACCCCGGUGGGAAAUCCCCCACCGUACCAUAAAGGGAACCUACCGCCAUACCACUAG